Rattus norvegicus (Norway rat) is the source of this 1313-nucleotide messenger RNA. RefSeq names its product C1q and TNF related 12 (gene C1qtnf12). The record is from RefSeq and is marked provisional. The transcript is spliced from 8 exons. NCBI's taxonomy places the organism in Eukaryota, Metazoa, Chordata, Mammalia, Rodentia, Muridae. Gene Ontology annotation, cellular component: extracellular region. Gene Ontology annotation, biological process: signal transduction; regulation of D-glucose import across plasma membrane. Bases 263 to 1189 code for a protein of 308 amino acids. Gene Ontology annotation, molecular function: hormone activity.
UGAGUCCUCCCCUUGGAGCCUGAGAGGCUUAGGAAGGAAGGAGGUCUCUUUUGGUGGCAGAGUUGCCGGCAAGGGCACUGAGCAGGAGGAUAGGACGGCAAAGACGAAGAGUUCUGACUCCUCCUGCAGACAUGCACCAGCGGCUGCUGGGCUCGUCCCUGGGCCUCGCCCCCGCGCAGGGGCUCUGAAUGCCUGCCGCCGCCCCCAUAAGCACACUGGCCGGGGCUCCUAUCCCUAAGCCUCUACUUGCGGAGACUGAGCCAUGUGGGCUUGGGGCUGGGCUGCGGCAGCUCUCCUCUGGCUACAGACUGCAGGAGUCCGGGCACGACAGGAACUCAAGAAGCCUCGGCAGCUGGUUGUGCGUGUGGAUUCUCCCAAUAUUACCACAUCCAGCCAUGAGGGAUUCCCAGGCUCCAUCAAGCCGCCGGAAGCCUCUGGACCUGAGCUCUCAGAUGCCCACAUGACAUGGCUGAACUUUGUCCGACGGCCGGAUGAUGGGGCCUCUAGAAAACGGUGCCGUGGCCGGGACAAGAAGUCGCGAGGCCUCUCAGGUCUCCCAGGACCCCCAGGACCCCCUGGCCCUCCUGGUCCACCUGGUUCCCCUGGUUUGGAAGUUACCCCAGAGGCCUUGCUGCAGGAAUUUCAGGAGAUGCUGAAAGAGGCCGCAGAACUUCGAUUCUCAGGGAUACCGGACUCGCUGUUACCCCAGGAACCCAGGCAGCGGUUGGUGGUCGAGGCCUUCCAUUGCCGUUUGAAAGGCCCUGUGACGGUAGACAAGAAGACUCUGGUGGAACUGCAAGGAUUCCAGGCUCCUACUACCCAGGGUGCCUUCCUGCGGGGAUCUGGCCUGAGCCUGUCCUUGGGCCGAUUUACAGCGCCAGUCUCUGCCAUCUUCCAGUUUUCUGCCAGCCUGCACGUGGACCACAGUGAACUGCAGGGCAGAGGCCGGUUACGUACCCGGGACACGGUCCGUGUCCUCAUCUGUAUUGAGUCCUUGUGUCACCGUCAUACGUCCCUGGAGGCUGUGUCAGGCCUGGAGAGCAACAGCAGGGUCUUCACCGUGCAGGUUCAGGGGCUGCUGUAUUUACAGUCUGGACAGUAUGUCUCUGUGUUCGUGGACAACAGUUCUGGGGCAGUCCUCACCAUCCAGAACGGCUCCAGCUUCUCCGGGAUGCUUUUGGGUACGUAGAGGAACUGAAGAGAUGAUUGAGGAUUGCAGAGCCAACACCUUGCUUCUUAGAGGAGCUGAAAAGGACUACUCCCCCUUUUAAUAGUUUUCAUAGCAAUAAAGAACUCCAAACGUCUUCAUCACC